Messenger RNA from Triplophysa dalaica, 1348 nucleotides. RefSeq lists its product as uncharacterized. Lineage: Eukaryota; Metazoa; Chordata; Actinopteri; Cypriniformes; Nemacheilidae. The record is from RefSeq and is a predicted model, not a curated record. The coding region runs from base 716 to 1348 and encodes 210 amino acids. The transcript is spliced from 4 exons.
AAGUGUAAUCAAUUAUGAAAUGAAAACAAUUCGGCCAUAAAUCAGUCAUAAAGACAGUGGUGUUAUCACAUGGAGUUGUGGUUAUUAACCUUGACCUUGCUAUUGUUUUUAAAGUUUCAUCGCAGACUCUGUAUUUGAAAGAUGAUUCGAAUAUAGCAAUUUUCCUGUCACAGUCAGGUUACUUCAGUGCCCUAGACUUUUCCUUGCACGUGUUCAUUAUGAGGUCCAUGGGGAUGAAGUGGAAAAAGGGGUUCUCACCCCAGGAACACCCCUCUCAACCCCAACAGCCUCCCAGCGUUUCUCCUUUACACGCAAUACUCCACCCUCUGCAGCUGCUGGUUCACCUGCGGCGGCUGUUGCAGGACCUCCGAAAGCCACCAUGACUCGAUUUUAUUUAUGCAUGUGAUGUUAGAAAGAUUCUCAGUAAAGCUUUGAAAAACAGCUAUAUUUCAUUUAUAUUGAUAAUUUUCACAGUCAAAAGACACUACUAUUUGUAUCAUGGGCACCAAAAUGUCGAAAAGCACACAGGUUCAGUUGGCUCCAUGUAGCAUAAUUUAUUAACAAAAACGCCUAAAAAAUUAGUGAUUUAUAAUUUAGUUUGUGUGUGUGUGUGUGUGUGUGAAAGAGAAAUUAAAUUCUGAAUUUGUCAUGUGCAUAAUGUCUCCAGAUCCAUUUACAAACUGAUUUAGUAAACGGCAAACUGAGGCCAAGCAGGAUGGUGGAAGCUAGUUUCAUGGAAUGUGAGGCUACAGUACAUGGCAUUAUUGGGAAAGUUCAAGAUGCUCUUGGCAGUUAUGAUCCUGUAAUUCUCACCGAUGCCCUGGGCAAUGAGAUACUUGACUCUGAAGGAACUAAAGGAUCCAUCUACUGGAAGCAAAAUGCCCGCAAGGUAUUUGCCAUUGCAGAGCACGACUUCACAGAAUUUCAAGGCAGCAAGAGGAAAAGAAGCUCAAGUCGGAAAGAUGAUGAAACAUCAAGUCUACAAGAUGUCUAUGAUAAGAUAGAAGAAGUGGUGCUGGCGUCACAGGGCCUUCAGCAAGUUAUCUCAACUAUCAAAGAGCUUUCUGAGCUGUCCAGUCAAACACCUGCCAAAACCUUGACUGAAGUCCAAACAGAGAAAAUAAAAGCAGCUUUCACUUGCAUAGUCUGCAAAGGACCCAUUGAUCAACCAGUAUUUGCCACCUGCUGUAGAAGCCUGAUCGGAUGCAAACUUUGUGUUGAUCAAUGGAUGUCUAUUUCAUCACAGUGCUUAAAAUGCAGAGAGGAAGCUCUUAGCAACCACAUCUUUCUUGCAGCAUGUCUCUCUGAAGCUUUGUUAGCUCUUGGUGACAUCAUUAGGGUAGAGUAG